Ananas comosus (pineapple) is the source of this 1467-nucleotide messenger RNA. Its product is annotated as homeobox protein knotted-1-like 3. The coding region runs from base 207 to 1184 and encodes 325 amino acids. Gene Ontology annotation, cellular component: nucleus. NCBI's taxonomy places the organism in Eukaryota, Viridiplantae, Streptophyta, Magnoliopsida, Poales, Bromeliaceae. Gene Ontology annotation, molecular function: DNA binding. The record is from RefSeq and is a predicted model, not a curated record. The transcript has 7 exons. Gene Ontology annotation, biological process: regulation of DNA-templated transcription.
CUCCUUUCCCGUUUUUAUUCCCUUUGUCUACGUUUCCUCUCUCUCUCUCUCUCUCUCUCUCCACCUUAGUUUCCUACGAAAAGACCCCUCACCUGCUGCUUUUAUUCACCCUCUCACUCUCCACAUCUUAGAGAGAGAGAGAGAGAGAGAGAGAGAGAGAGAGAGAGAGAGAGAAAAGGAAGAAGAAACGAUAGAGAAUUAUAGAGAUGAUGCAUGGAGACCAGGGGAUGGGGAUGGGGCUCGGCGGAGGCGUCGGCGUCGGCAUCGGCGGAGGAGGGGAGAGCUCGUCGAUGGCGGCGGCGGCGGCGGCGGCAGCGGAGAACGAGCAGCUCCAGAUGACGAAGGCGGAGAUCGCGGUGCACCCGCUAUGCGAGCAGCUAGUGGCUGCGCACAUCGGGUGCCUGCGCGUCGCGACGCCCAUCGACCACCUCCCGCUCAUCGACGCCCAGGCCGCGCAGUCCCACAGCGUCCUCCAGUCCUACGCCGCCCGCCACCGCCCCUUCCUCCCCCCGCACGAGAAGCACGAGCUCGACUCCUUCCUCGCACAGUAUCUACUGGCUCUGUGCUCGUUCCGGGAGCAGCUGCAGCAGCACGUGCGAGUCCACGCCGUGGAGGCCGUGAUGGCGUGCCGAGAGAUCGAGCAAUCACUACACGAUUUAACAGCUAUGACGAUUCCACGCUUUCACCGAACGUUUCUUACAACUCUCCAACUUCAGCUGCACGGCGGUGCAACUCUUGAAGAGGGUAGUGGAGCGACAAUGUCGGAUGACGAAGACGAGCUCCAAAUGGAUGGUGCUUUGGACAUCAGCAUGGAUGGGCAUGACAUGAUGGGAUUCGGCCCUCUUCUUCCUACGGACUCGGAGAGGUCGCUAAUGGAGAGAGUGAGGCAAGAACUCAAGAUUGAGCUUAAACAGGGUUUCAAAUCAAGAAUUGAGGAUGUGAGGGAGGAGAUACUCAGAAAAAGAAGGGCAGGGAAGCUGCCCGGAGACACAACCACCAUAUUGAAGCAAUGGUGGCAGCAACACUCGAAAUGGCCGUACCCUACUGAAGACGACAAAGCGAAGCUUGUUGAGGAGACUGGUUUGCAGCUCAAGCAAAUCAACAAUUGGUUCAUCAAUCAAAGGAAGCGCAAUUGGCAUAACAACUCACAAUCAACAAGUUUGAAAUCGAAGCGUAAAAGGUAAUUGCUACAAGAUACAACAAAAUUCAAACAAAACAUGGAGUGAAGGGUUUAUAAUGAGUAGCAUUGUUUCUCUUCAUUAGGAAUGACUAAAUGGGAGAUUAAUCUAACCACAUCAUGUGCAAUUGUGAUCUUAUAUACAGAAAUAUAUAACUAGUCUUGUGUGUAAAAUGUUGUAAUAUAGAUGACAUAGAGCUUGAUGUUCUGAUCAUUUUUUUUCUUACUGAUACAAAAUGAUCAUUAGUGAUAUGUCUCAAUUGAUUGGCAUCUUUUCAUUUGCGAGUUAA